Aspergillus aculeatus ATCC 16872 is the source of this 1522-nucleotide messenger RNA. It is a transcript of the gene lys9, whose product is annotated as saccharopine dehydrogenase (NADP+, L-glutamate-forming). The record is from RefSeq and is a predicted model, not a curated record. NCBI's taxonomy places the organism in Eukaryota, Fungi, Ascomycota, Eurotiomycetes, Eurotiales, Aspergillaceae. Gene Ontology annotation, cellular component: cytoplasm. The coding region runs from base 9 to 1361 and encodes 450 amino acids. The transcript is spliced from 5 exons. Gene Ontology annotation, molecular function: saccharopine dehydrogenase activity.
CUUUCACAAUGGCUAUCGCAGGCUCCAAGGUUCUCUUGCUGGGCUCCGGCUUCGUGACCAAGCCCACCGUCGAGGUUCUCAGCAAGGCCGACGUGCACGUCACCGUCGCCUGCCGCACGCUCGAAUCCGCCCAGAAACUCAGCGAGGGGUUCAAAAACACGACGGCGAUCUCGCUGGACGUUAACGACGAUGCGGCGCUCGACCAGGCGCUGGCGAAGGUCGACCUGGCCAUCUCGCUGAUCCCCUACACCUUCCACGCGCAGGUCAUCAAGGCCGCCAUCCGCACCAAGAAGCACGUUGUGACGACCUCGUACGUCUCGCCGGCCAUGAUGGAGCUGGACCAGGCCGCCAAGGAGGCCGGGAUCGUCGUCAUGAACGAGAUCGGUCUGGACCCUGGAAUUGACCACCUCUACGCCGUGAAAACCAUCUCCGAAGUCCACGCUGCAGGCGGCAAGAUCACGAGCUUCCUAAGCUACUGCGGCGGCCUGCCCGCCCCGGAAUGCUCCAACAACCCGCUGGGCUACAAGUUCUCCUGGUCGUCGCGGGGCGUACUCCUCGCCCUGCGCAAUGCGGCCAAAUUCUACCGGGACGGGGAGGAAUUCAGCGUGGCGGGCCCAGACCUCAUGGCCACGGCGAAGCCGUACUUCAUCUACCCGGGGUUCGCCUUCGUCGCGUACCCGAACCGGGACUCCACCCCGUACCGCGAGCGGUACAGCAUCCCCGAGGCCCAGACCGUGAUCCGGGGUACCCUGCGGUACCAGGGCUUCCCCGAGAUGAUCAAGACGCUUGUCGACAUCGGCUUCCUGGACGACACCCCGCAGGAGUACCUGGCCCCGGGCGCGAAGAUCAGCUGGAAGGAGGCGACCCAGAAGAUCCUGGGCGCCACUUCCUCCUCCGAAAAGGAUCUGGAGUGGGCGAUCGCCAGCAAGACGCAGUUCGCCAACAACGACGAGCGCAACCGCAUCAUCUCCGGGCUGCGCUGGAUCGGUCUGUUCUCCGACGAGGCCACCAGCCCCCGCGGCAACCCGCUGGACACGCUGUGCGCCACGCUGGAGCAGAAGAUGCAGUAUGCCCCCGACGAGCGCGACCUCGUCAUGCUGCAGCACCGCUUCGAGAUCGAGCACAAGGACGGCGCCAAGGAGACCCGCACCAGCACCCUGUGCGAGUACGGUGUGCCCGGCGGCUACUCCGCCAUGGCCAAGACGGUCGGCGUCCCCUGCGGUGUCGCGGUCAAGUUGGUGCUCGAUGGCACUAUCAACCAGAAGGGUGUCAUCGCUCCCAUGACCAUGGAUAUCUGCACGCCUCUCAUCAAGGCCCUCAAGGAGGACUACGGUAUCGAGAUGAUCGAGAAGACUCUGUAAACAGGUUCUUUUCUCUCGCGCGCGCGUGUGUGUGUGUGUGUGUUACGAACUCAAUUAAUGACGUGAAAUUGGCCCGCGGUGGUUUAGAUAACGGCAACAAAAGGAUAGGGUAGAGAAAAAAAAAACCAUACUAUUCAACCCAGUCAUACUUAUAUAUUCCC